AUGGAAAGUGAGGCAGACCACGCUCAAGUCACCAAGAAUCAGCAUGCAGAUCUUGCAAGAAAGUUCAAGCUGCAUGGACCGAAAAUCGAACGGAUUUGGCGAAGCUUUGAUCAGAGUCAACGAGUGAAUGUUUUUAAAGUUAGUGUUGUAGAAGACAGAUAUUUGAAGCACUCAAAAGACCAAUCAGUAGGAGCCCGUUCGAAGUUCGUCCCCGAAAUGAAUCUGCAUGACAUAACUACGGAACCUCAAUAUCUACUUGAUCAUCUGAGACACCGAGCUACAACAUCUCUCCUGCAUCAAUAUAGAGUGGGUAUUCAUGAUGGACCAGGAGAUUGUAUGUUCGUCUUGGAGAAUAUGCGCGAUAAGAAUCUUCGCCAUACUCAUAGCUUCAAGCACUGUUUCACUGGUUCUUACGACGAAGAGACCUAUGGGAGAACUGUUGUUUCUCGAGAGGCUGACGAAUUGGUUCUCAACAGACAACUGCAUACCUUGAUACACCUGAAUACAUUAGUUGCGGGCAUUCUGGAUGCCGAACCUGCUACCAAAUCUACGAAACCACAGCCCAAAAAGUCAAAUAAGGCAGUUAUUUCUGCUCUUUCAAGCCUUUCCAUCGUUGACUGUCAAGAGAAGCUUUCGCUAGACGACAUAAUCAACAACUCACUCGACCAAAAAACCGCCGUGAGCGAUUAUCUGGUCUUCUGUUGCUCUGAAUCAUUUAUUCUUCAACAUAUGGUCAACGGCUGGUACUUCAGUCGACCGGAACUUAUACCUGAUGAGAAGGGACGAAUUCUCCCCUGGCUGGCCGAUAAGCACAUCAAUACUUCUAUCUUCGAGUUGAUACACAACAUGGCAACUGGAGUCGCAAUCUGGGAUCACAUACAUCGCCUUCUUCAACUUCUAGCAAAGAAGCCUGACGAUAAAAUUGCCAGUACAAUUUUGCUUCAGAAAGCAUCAAACGUAGCUCAUCUCGAGUUCUUCAGGGCACAGAAAGUCUUUAAACGCUACGCAGCCUUGGGAACAGGUAAAAAGUACUUCAAACGCGUCUCGGGAAAGUACGAUAAUGGAUCUGCACGAGUAUUACUCAAGCAAGAUCCAGAGCUUCUAACUGGGGAGAACCCACAACUUUCUUACGUGCUCCGUCUCUGCUCCCCUCGAAUUGACGUCACCAACGCACUUCCUUGGGUCAAGAAACUAGAAGAUCUUUAUCGUCUUCACCCCAUCGAGCUAUCCGAAAUGCAUGAUGCGGUCAUCGUCAGAUUUGUUGAAAUUCUUUCUGCAACUGUUACUCUGCCAGAAAAAAAUGCUAGAAGAGGACCGAUAUACGUAUCAAGACUCAAGAACUUGUUAGGCGAGCUUGAACCAUUAAAGCAUGAGGUUGAUCUUUUGAAAUUUGCAGUACCCAUGGAAAACCUUCUCGAGCCGGGAAUGAUCGAAGGCGCUAUUGAUGUCCUUGAUCAAUUUACAGCGGAACGUUUGGGCACGAGAACAGGAUUUCUGUACCAGGAUCUUGUUGACGAUUGCGUUUCUCAGGUUCAAGCUCACUAUAAUCAGCAGAAAGACAGAGUGGCACAGAUUGGGAAGAAGCCUCCCAAAAGUUUUGAAGACCCCGCCUACGAGACUAUGGGUCCAGAUAUCCUCAUUCAGCAACGAAGACAAAAGGACAAGACUCGACCCACCAAUGUCUCUCCUUAUGAUCUUACCCAAGAUGAUACUGAAUCUACACAAGCAGGAACCGAGGAGUUGCCUCGGAUAUUCAAAGCUAACAAAAACACGGCGCAGGUCUUCUCCACCAUGUUCGCCAAAUCUGAAGCCCGUGGUUCAGUCAGCUGGAUUUCAUUUGAAACUGCAAUGGUCGAUUUGGGGUUCUCUGUCAUUCCAAAAUUCGGAUGGGUAUACACUUUCUCUCCAGCAAAAAAGGAUGUGGGCCACGAGAAGUCCAUCACUUUUCACCGACCCCACAAGUCGGAGAUUGAAGGAUGGAAGUUGGUCAUGUUUACUAAUCGAUUGAAGAGGGUUUAUGGAUGGAAUGAACAAUCUUUCAAGGCUAUCUGA
Molecule: messenger RNA, 2052 nt
Organism: Botrytis byssoidea
Lineage: Eukaryota; Fungi; Ascomycota; Leotiomycetes; Helotiales; Sclerotiniaceae
Exons: 3
Coding region: 1-2052 (683 amino acids)
Source: RefSeq, a predicted model, not a curated record